Oncorhynchus kisutch (coho salmon) is the source of this 3464-nucleotide messenger RNA. RefSeq names its product integrin-linked protein kinase. Gene Ontology annotation, molecular function: ATP binding; protein serine/threonine kinase activity; protein binding. The record is from RefSeq and is a predicted model, not a curated record. The transcript is spliced from 13 exons. The coding region runs from base 371 to 1729 and encodes 452 amino acids. NCBI's taxonomy places the organism in Eukaryota, Metazoa, Chordata, Actinopteri, Salmoniformes, Salmonidae. Gene Ontology annotation, biological process: cell-matrix adhesion; substrate adhesion-dependent cell spreading; protein phosphorylation. Gene Ontology annotation, cellular component: stress fiber; focal adhesion.
AACGGAAAUGAAUCUUCACACAGGAAAGAAGUGGCUGUUUUCCGAUAGAGGGCGCUAGUAUGGGUAAUUUGGUAGUGGACGAGGGCAAAUAUCUUUCCUCCCACGUAAAACUACGGUCAGGGUGUGGACGCUGGGGACGUAGACAAUCUGCUUUAAUCCCAAUCUAGCUAACUCUUUCUGUGUAAUAAUAUAUCCUGUUUAAUCCAUAGGGAUUGUGUCACUGGAACUCCACUGUAGCUGUUGUCUCCUUGCUAAGGGACGAAUGCACUCCAGGCCACCCCUGAAUUCCUUUGGCUGCCUCCCUUGUGUAUCCCAGUCCCAUCAACGUCUCUCAGAGUGUAAGUUAACAGAAGAAGCAGAGUGAGCCAUCAUGGAUGAUAUUUUUACCCAGUGCCGGGAAGGCAACGCAGUAGCUGUUCGCCUAUGGUUGGACAACACAGAGAAUGACCUCAAUCAGGGUGAUGACCAUGGCUUCAGUCCUCUCCACUGGGCGUGCAGGGAAGGCCGCUCCAGCGUGGUGGACAUGCUCAUCAUGAGAGGGGCUCGCAUCAACGUCAUGAACAGAGGAGAUGACACGCCCCUGCACCUGGCCUCCAGCCACGGCCACAGAGACAUCGUGGGCAAGCUGAUCCAGUGCAAAGCAGACACCAACACUGCCAAUGAGCACGGCAACACACCAUUGCAUUACGCCUGCUUCUGGGGACAGGAGUUAGUGGCUGAGGACCUGGUGACUAACGGAGCUCAGGUGAACAUCUGUAAUAAGUAUGGAGAAACUCCUCUGGACAAAGCCAAACCUCACCUGCGUGAAGCCCUCCAAGAGAAAGCAGAGAAGUUGGGCCAGAGUUUGACCAAGGUCCCCUUCAAGGACACGUUCUGGAAAGGCACCACCAGAACUCGACCCCGUAAUGGCACGUUGAACAAAGCAGCGGGCAUUGACUUCAAACAGCUCUCCCUCCUGGCUAAGAUCAAUGAGAACCAGUCUGGAGAGUUGUGGCAAGGCCGCUGGCAGGGGAAUGAGGUUGUGGUGAAAGUGUUGAAGGUUCGCGACUGGUCCACCAGAAAAAGCAGAGACUUCAAUGAGGAGUAUCCCAAACUCCGGAUAUUCUCCCACCCCAAUGUGCUGCCCAUGUUGGGAGCGUGUCAGUCUCCUCCCGCCCCUCACCCCAUCAUCAUCACACACUGGAUGCCCUAUGGCUCCCUCUACAACGUGCUUCACGAGGGCACCAACUUUGUGGUUGACCAGACACAGGCGGUGAAGUUUGCUUUGGACAUUGCCUGUGGGAUGGCCUUCCUCCACACGCUCGAGCCCAUGAUCUCGCGGCACUCUCUCAACAGCAAGAGUGUCAUGAUCGACGAGGACAUGACAGCCAGGAUCAGCAUGUCAGACGUCAAGUUCUCCUUCCAGUGUCCUGGCAGGAUGUACUCCCCAGCAUGGGUAGCCCCUGAAGCCCUGCAGAAGAAGCCUGAGGAGAUCAACCGGCGGUCAGCAGACAUGUGGAGCUUCGCUGUGUUGCUGUGGGAGCUGGUGACCAGGGAGGUGCCCUUCGCUGACCUCUCCAACAUGGAGAUAGGCAUGAAGGUGGCCCUGGAAGGCCUACGACCCACAAUUCCUCCGGGCAUCUCACCCCACAUCUGCAAGCUCAUGAAGAUCUGUAUGAACGAAGAUCCAGCCAAGAGGCCUAAAUUUGACAUGAUCGUACCCAUCCUAGAGAAAAUGCAGGACAAGUGAACUGCUUUUUUGCUCUUCCUUGAGCAGAGCAAAACCCCAGAUAUCUUGCCCUAGAUAUCAUCCAGAGAUGUGGUGCUUACCAGUGUUGCCUUAGACCUACUCUCACUACUUACCGCUGCCCUCAAUGUCACUAACUUAAGCCUCUGAAACCGGCGACAGUCACUUAUUCUCUUCUUGAUUAUGAUUUUUACUUGACUUAUCAAGACACGUUUUAAUCAUACUUUCAUCUACGUCACUGUCUUAUCGCGUCCAUGCUGGAGCUAAGAACUGACACUUACGACUGUUGUGUUCUAAUCAUGUGGACUGAGUACAAGCCUCUGACUGAAUAACCUGUGGAGGUCAGGAUGACUAUCUGUCUUUCGCACUGCUUCCUUUCUUUACCUUUGGAGGAGGUCUCACUAACUAGGGGUCAGACGCUGUAAAGUGACUUGCAACCUAUUAUUCCUGAUAAAGAAAGCUCUUCCGAAAACGACACGUUGCUGUAUUAUCCUGAAGCUUGUCUUGUGGAACUGAGUGUGUACUAUAUGGCUUGUUUCCUUUGUGCAAGUAGUAUGUAUGCAAACAGGGUUAUAGGACUGCUCCUGCUGUUACACUAUUUAUCCAACAAAGCAUUUCCAUGUCCAGUAUUCUUCAGGAAGUGCAGGGGAAUGAGCGGAACCACUUUUUACACGUGCGCUACUUUGUGUUAAUUGUUAAUCUUUGAUUCCAAUGGAUGUUGAAAGAGGGAACUACCCUCUGAGUGGGAAGUCAGAAGUAUAGUAUCUGACUUUAUAAGGCAUCCGCAUACUAGGUUCGGUUUGAUCCUAGCAUAACUUGUUUAGGCGACGGGAAUGUCUGUGCCUUGCAUAUUUCAUUAAGACAUUUGCUUGAAAAACGAGAAAGAAGCGUCAAUAUUACUUUAGCCUGCAUCAGAAGCCGUACAACAACACAGCCAUAAUACUUCCUCAAAAUUGCCUGAAUUAAUCUAACAUAAAUCAAGGAAUCUGUAAUCAAUAUAGACCUUUUUGCUGAGGUCUUAGUUGCACAAUUUUACAUCUAAGCUGCAUGUUGCAGUAUUUCUCAAGUUAACAAAAUGUGUGUGUGAACUUCUCAUAGAAUUACAACAUAUAAUUGAAGAAUUCCUGUUGACCAAUCACUGAUGAAAGGGCGUGGUCUUUGGCUACCAAACUUCAGCUUGCAUCAAGGAAGAGAAGUGUGCUGUAACAGGUGAAAAAACCACCUGUCGAAUGCUGCUGAACACCAAAACAAAUGACAACAUUUUGCCAAUAUAUGCACAAACUUUUUAGACUGGGAAGCAUACCUCUCUGUGCACUGCAUCAGACAGUUUGGUAUAUUUCAUCCACAGUAUUUUCUGCCCUCAGAUCAUUGGGAUUUGUUUUCUUAUACUCUCAUCUUCGUUGAAUUCUGUGGCUAUGUUUAUGCCUGAGGCAAUUCUCAACUUUUCACAGGUGAGUGAAGAUGAAAUGGACAAUAAGGGGAUAACAUUAACAUUCUGCUAUCUGUUACUUUGUUUCCGCUUGCUUUUUGACUUCACUGCAUUGUUGUGCUCUGAUAUGAGUUCCGUCUUUAUUGGCCAAUACUUAUUUGUUUUUGAACAUAAGUUCUUUGUGCCUCCACCAGCUUGCUUAUUUCUGCUGAAUCACUGGGGUAAACGUCAAAACCAAGCAUGUCUUAUACAAAUGUAUGUAAUUUAUAAGUAUAUUAAUAAAAUAAAAUGUUGGUAUCUAGUCCGAAA